Peromyscus californicus insignis is the source of this 2138-nucleotide messenger RNA. RefSeq names its product solute carrier family 25 member 29 (gene Slc25a29). Gene Ontology annotation, biological process: mitochondrial L-ornithine transmembrane transport. Gene Ontology annotation, molecular function: high-affinity L-arginine transmembrane transporter activity. Gene Ontology annotation, cellular component: mitochondrion. The record is from RefSeq and is a predicted model, not a curated record. Bases 454 to 1275 code for a protein of 273 amino acids. NCBI's taxonomy places the organism in Eukaryota, Metazoa, Chordata, Mammalia, Rodentia, Cricetidae. The transcript has 5 exons.
GCCGGCAGGGCGGGGCGCGCGGCGCGAGGUGAGGCCCCGCGUGCUGGACGCCAGGGGAGCGCUUUCCUAGGAGUCAUCACCCAGCCGUCAUCCGGACUUGCUUUGCGCCCGGAGGCCAGACAGCCAGAGCCCCGACGGCCCGGGGGCCCGAAGAGUAGUAGGACUCAGGCUGCUCGCGGGGCCGGGCCAUGGCGCUCGACUUCCUGGCUGGAUGCGCUGGAGUACAGGCUAACCUCUGACUCCAACAUCCCCUGAGCCUCCUGUGGUGUCAAGCUUUGGGACGGUGAUGUACAGUUCCCAGGGGACGUAACACCUCAGGGAGCUGCAGGGGAAGGCAGAGGACACAGCUUUGAGUCAAGCAGGUGCUGGCUGCUCCUUGUUACCAGAGGUGUGGCAGGUGUGCUUGUGGGACACCCAUUUGACACAGUCAAGGUGCGGCUGCAGGUACAGAACAUGGAGAAGCCCCAGUACCGAGGGACUCUGCACUGCUUCCAGGCCAUCAUCAAGCAGGAGAGUGUGCUUGGCCUGUAUAAAGGCCUGGGCUCACCACUAAUGGGGCUCACCUUUAUCAAUGCCCUGGUGUUUGGGGUGCAAGGCAACACCCUUAGGGCCCUGGGUCAAGACUCCCCACUCAAUCAGUUCCUGGCUGGUGCAGCAGCAGGUGCCAUUCAGUGUGUUAUCUGCUGCCCCAUGGAACUGGCCAAGACAAGGCUGCAGCUGCAGGAUGUGGGCCCUGCUCGAACCUACAAGGGCUCCCUGGACUGCCUGGUACAGAUUUACCGGCACGAGGGCCUGCGUGGCAUCAACCGAGGCAUGGUGUCCACCCUUCUGCGCGAAACGCCUAGCUUUGGUGUCUACUUCCUUACCUACGACGUACUGACGCGUGCCAUGGGCUGCGAGCCAGAUGACCGCCUGCUGGUGCCCAAGCUGCUGCUGGCGGGGGGCACGUCAGGCAUCACAUCUUGGCUCUCCACCUAUCCUAUGGACGUGGUUAAGUCACGACUGCAAGCCGAUGGGCUGCGAGGAGCCCCUCGCUACCAUGGCAUUGUCGACUGCAUGCGGCAAAGCUACCAGGCUGAGGGCUGGCGAGUCUUCACACGAGGGCUGGCCUCCACGCUGUUGCGUGCUUUCCCGGUCAAUGCUGCCACCUUUGCCACAGUCACUGUGGUGCUUACAUAUACCCGGGGUGCAGAGGCCCAGCUAGACAGUGAGGCAGUUCCGGGCACUCCUGCCACCCCUGCUGGACCUGCUCUGGCCCAGCCUUCCAGUCUGUGAUGCUGGCCAUCUCACCAACCCCCAGGGCCACGUUGCUGAAACUUGACACAGAUAAUGUGGCUCCUCAGCCAGUCUCCUUGCUCCUUGGCUGGUGAUACCAGCUAGGCUAUACCCCACUGACCUCCUAUUUUCUUAGCUGUAAAAUGGGGACUUUUCCUCAUACAUGGUACAUUCGGGAAGCCUGGCUAAGUCUACACUCUGUAGACAGCACUACCAAGAAGAAUCUCCCAAGUCCUACACUCCAGGCUCUCUGCUGAGCCAACUGUAACAAGCUGGCCAAGGACCCACCCAUUCCCCAAAUCUUCCAUCCAUAGAGUCCCAGGAAGAUACUUGGCCACCUCUUAACAUUAGGGGGGCAGAGGACAGUGUAGUGUGUCCCUGGCGAUUCUCAGCUGCUGCCCUUUAACUGCAGAUGGGGGCUGGGGACCUGGCACCAAACAUGUUGAAGAUCCUGCCCAUGCGGGUCCUGCAUGGGGAGCAGAUAGGCUGCUGGCCUCAGUGUCUCCACAGUGAAAUUGUGUGACAGCUGUGGCAAGAGGAAGUCGUCUCAUCCCUGGGCCUCUCGCUUCCUGUCUGUAAAAUGGGGAGCGGGGUCAGCCCAUGUCUGACUCACUACUGCCAGCCAGGAUUCCCAAUCGUGGGUAGGCAGGAUGGGCAGAGGGCCCAAGAGAGCACAGUGUGGGAUUGCUCCACUUCCCAGUACAUCUUUUCUGGGCAUUCUCGCUUGGUGCCUGUGCCCCUGGUCUUGACACCAGGUAGAGUGUAACCAGUUUGGGUCCACCCAGGCAGGGGACUGUGCCCUCCAGCUGGAUGUCACUGUUGUACAGGACCCUCUAAAGGAAUAAAGUCUUGUUUUCUAAGUG